AUGGAAAAUUUAGAACUAUUAUUAUGUUUGGUUUGUCAAAAACCAUCAAAUGGUAUGCAUUUUGGAGCAGUUACUUGUCGAGCAUGUGCUGCAUUUUUCAGGUAAUGUAAAUUUUCAGACAACUUCAAUAAUUCUAAUUUUCAGACGAACUAUUGUAUUCAAUACCCAAUAUGAAUGUUUGAAAGGAAAUAAUAAUUGUAUUGUUGAUAAUAGAAAAAAAUAUGUAUGUAAAUCAUGUAGAUUUUCAAAAUGUCUAAAAGUUGGAAUGACAUCUGAAAGUAAGUUUUUUUUUCUAAAAUUUCAAGUAUAAAAUUGAAUAUUUGUUUUCACAGAAGUUAAACUAAAUUAUGAUCCAAUUUUAUCAAUGAGAGAAUUAUUUGAUGAUUAUUCAGAAGAUUCAACUACGAGUUCAACACCAAGUUAUUCAAAUUCCGAAAAAGAAGAUGAUGAUUUUGUAUUCAAUUUUGCACCAAAAUCUUCAAACAAAACGAUUGCAAUUAUCGAUUUUUCAGAUGUAACAAAACAAAUCGAAUAUAUAUUUGAUUCUAAUGAAGAAAAAUAUCAUGCUCUAGAUUUUCAAAGAAAUCAAAUAAUAAUUGAAAUUAAUCAAAUGGAAAUAUUUGACAUGAUAAAUCUAUUGAAAAAUGAAAUCAUUCCAAAAUGGACUCGUUGGAUUAAUUCUCAUUCUUUAUUAAAAUCAAUCGAUAAACAACAAAAAUUACAAAUAAUUCGAAAUUCAUGGAAUAUUUUACAUACUUUUGAAAGAUUAUACAAUACAUCCAAGUAUGACGGAUUUUCAAAAUCAAAUGGAAUUUUAGUUUCUGAUGGUUUAUUAUGGAUUUGUGGCAGAAGUUAUUACAAUAUAUCAAGUAUUUCCGAAAUGACAAAUAAAUAUUUUUCAAAGUAAGUUCUGAUUUGUUUCAAAAUCUUCAACUAAAAAGUAUUCAAUUGUAGAUUAUUCGAUCCGUAUCUUCAAAGAUUCAUUGAUGAAAUUGGUAAAAAGUUAUAUGAACUCAAAUUAGCUGAUGAAGAAUUAAAAUUUUGUUUAAUUCAAUUAUUAGGAUAUGACACAACUGAUUUAACAGAUAAAACUAUUGAAAUUAUUGAAGAAUUAAAAGAUCAAGUUGCUAAUGAGAUGCAUUAUUUUUAUUCAAAUGAUUUUAAUUUAACUAAUUAUUCAUGUCGAUUGAUUAGAUUAUUGAAUAUUGUGAAAAAUAUGAAGGUAACACUCAGAAUUCAUAAUGUCAAACUGAAAAUGAAAAAAAUUACAAUUUCAGAAAAUUACAAACGAGAAAAAUAAAAUCAAAGAGUUAUUCUACAUUUUCGAUAUUUUUCAUGCCGACAUUUCAGAUUAUUAUUUUUUUGAUAUUUUUUAA
Molecule: messenger RNA, 1376 nt
Organism: Caenorhabditis angaria
Lineage: Eukaryota; Metazoa; Nematoda; Chromadorea; Rhabditida; Rhabditidae
Source: the annotation of a GenBank genome assembly